Molecule: messenger RNA, 7400 nt
Organism: Ctenopharyngodon idella (grass carp)
Lineage: Eukaryota; Metazoa; Chordata; Actinopteri; Cypriniformes; Xenocyprididae
Gene: csnk2a4
Product: casein kinase 2, alpha 4 polypeptide
Exons: 13
Coding region: 5171-6316 (381 amino acids)
Biological process (GO): protein phosphorylation
Cellular component (GO): nucleus; protein kinase CK2 complex; cytosol
Molecular function (GO): ATP binding; protein serine/threonine kinase activity
Source: RefSeq, a predicted model, not a curated record
UAAGUGCAUGUACUGUAAAAUAAAGUGCAACCGCUGUUUCCAUAACAGAUGUUUAUAGUCCACAAAACUGAGUUUGCACAAAUUAACCAGUUCAAAAGUGUACAUGCACUUGAAUAGUGUCGUUACCUGAAUUAUCCAUGACUGUGUGAAAGCAACAUGCUACAUUAAAGGGAUAGUUCACCCCAAAAUAAAAAUUGUCAUCAUUACUCACCCUCAAGUUGUUCUAAACCUGUCGAACUGUUUCUUUGUUCUGUUGAACACAGAAGAUAUUUUGAAGAAUGUUGGGGACCAGCAACUGUUUGGUUACCAACAUUCUUUAAAAUAACUCCUUUUGAAGAAACUCAUACAGGUUUAGAACAACUUGAGGAUGAAUAAAUUAAUGACAAUUUUUAUUUUUUGGUGAACUAUCCCUUUAAGAGCCAGGAGAAUACUGCAUACUGAAGUUUUAUAGCAUUCAGUACUAAAUUAAAUAAGUAGAUCUUUAAAUAGAUCUUAUUCAAUUUCGUACUGCCUUUCAGAAGGUACAUAAGUUACAUGUUUUCCAGAAGACAAAAUAAUUUACACGCCCCGACUCUUAAUGCUGGAAAACCAAAGAGUGUGCAGGAGCUGGAGGAUUUUUCUGAAGGACUUUGGGCAGUUUAACUGAUCAGGACAAACAAGGGACUCAUGAACAACUAUCAUACAGUCGUCUGAUCAUAGGCAGUAUUAAGUAUAAAGCAUAAAUUUUGAACUAGUUUGUGUAAAUUCAGUUAUUUUGUCUUGUGGACUGCAUGUAAACAUCUGGUGUGUGAAACAGCUUAUUCAGGGUAGUAUAAUUUAUUGUAAUUAUUACUAUUUUUUGCAAGGGAUUUGGAUUUUACUCACUGUUGAAAGUGUUCAAAGAACAGACCUUCGCUGGAUCACUUGAUGCACUAAAUAGGUGACCACAUACACACAAUGAAGACUUUGAAAACUCAAGGUUAUAUAAAAAGUUGCAUACAAACAAGUGCACACAUAAGACAUUAAUUCAGGCUGAUUAGGCCACCCUUUCACAUCAUUUUCUUUUCAAAAUAAGUGGACCAAGGUAUACCAGAAUUCACUUAUAUAUACACAAGAGUGAAAAAGAAUCCUAUGGUUAUACGUAUCAGGACAUAAUAGAAAUCAUCUGGUCCUUAGCAGGUCUUAAAAUUAUGUAAAUACAACCUCAGAAAAGCAACAACACAUUACAUAUUACAACAUGUCAUUAUUUAAGUACACCUUUACAGCUUCCAUAGGAAUUAAGAGGGUAAGUAGCAGUCAGAUGCUGCUAAUCAAUGCCUUUGUUUAACUGAUCAUCAGCAAGCGUGACCAACUCUAAAAGCAGAAAUUUUGGCAGUUUGCUGGUCUGGAGCCUUCAGAUGUGUGUUAAAGGGUUAGUUCACCCAAAAAUCAAAUGUGAUUCGGAUCGCAUGUCAAAAUGCCAAACAGCUGGAAUCACGUGACUUUGGCGCUCCGAAUCACUGAUUCGAAACAAAAGAUUCGAAGCAGCGUUUUGAAAUCGGCAAUCAUUUCAAUGAUCGAAUAUCAUUGAAAAGUCGUUAUUUUGGUUUUUUUGGCGCACAAAAAGUUUUCUCGUCGCUUUAUAAUAUUAAGAUUGAACCACUGAACUCACAUGAACUGUUUUACAUAUGUUUUGAGUACCUUUCUGGAUCUUGAGAAGUUCAGUGGCAUUGCUGUCAUUGCUGAGCCAUCGGAUUUCAUCAAAAAUAACUUAAUUUGUGUUCCGAAGAUGAACGAAGGCCUUAUGGGUGUAGAACUACAUGAGGGUAAUAAAUGACAUUAUUUUCAUUUUUGGGUGAACUAACCCUUUAACAAUGCCAAGGAGGAAAGAUAUCAGCAAUGAUCUUAGAGAAGCAGUUGUUGCUACCAUCAAUCUGGGAAGGGUUAUAUUUCCAAAAAAAAAAAAAAAAAUUGAAGUCCAUCAUUCUACAGUGAGGAAGAUUAUUCACAAGUGGAAGACAUUCAAAACAGACACCAAUCUUCCCAGGAGUGGACGUCCCAGCAAAUUCACCCCAAGAUCAGACCGUGUAAUGCUCAGGGAAAUCAUAAAAAAAACUAAGAACUACAACUCAGACUCUACAGGCCUCAGUUAACAUAUUAAAUGAUAAAGCUCAUGACAGUAAAAUUAGAAAAAGACUGAACAAGUAUGGCAUGUUUGGAAGGGUUGCCAGGAGAAAAGCUCUUCUCUCUAAAAAAAAAAAACCUCAAGACUUCUGGAACAAAGUUCUUUGGAUAGACAAGACCAAAUUGGAGAUGUUUGGCCAAUAAUGCACAGCGCCACAUUUGGGAAAAACCAAACACAGCAUAUCAGUACAAACACCUCAUCCCAACUGUCCAUCAUGAUGAUGAAGGGGUGAUGAUUUGGGCUUGUUUUGCAACCACGGGACCUGGGCACCUUGCAGUCACUGAGUCAACCAUGAACUUCUCUGUAUACAAAAGUAUUCUAGAGUCAAAUAAGAGGCAAUCUGUCCAGCAGCUAAAGCUUGGCACAGGACAAUGAUCACAAGAACACCAGCAAAUCUACACCAGAAUGGCUGAAAACAAAAAGAAUCAAGGUGUUGCAAUGGCCCAGUCAAAGUCCUGGGCCGUAUUCCUAAAGCUUCUAAGAAUCCUCUCAGAAAGUUCCUAAUUUAUCUGAGAGCAACACUGGGUGAGGAAAAGACAAAAAAUUUUAUCUUAGUGAGGAGGCGGGGCUGACUCCGUUGCUAUCUAUGACAGUCUUUUGAAGACUGUGAUUGGUGUGUUGUCCAAAAUGGAAAAAAAGAGCGCUUUUAAGUAUAGUGUGUAUUAUAAGCCUUCACUUUGAAAUUACAGGCAUAGUUUUUCCUGUUUCACUGUACUCACACAUGCACACAUACACACACAUUAUACAUGUAUUAUAUAUGUAAAUGAAAAAUAAAGAAUACACACACAUAUAUAUAUACACUAUAUUGUAAAAAGUAUUGGGACACCCCUCCAAAUCAUUGAAUUCAGGUGUUCCAAUCACUUCCAUGGCCACAGGUGUAUAAAAUCAAGCACCUAGGCAUGCAUACUGCUUCUACAAACAUUUGUGAAAGAAUGGGUCGCUCUCAGGAGCUCAGUGAAUCCAAGCGUGGUACCGUGAUAGGUUGCCACCUGUGCAAUAAGUCCAUUCGUGAAAUUUCCUCACUACUAAAUAUUCCACGGUCAACUGUUAGUGGUAUCAUAACAAAGUGGAAGCAAUUGGGAACAACAGCAACUCAGCCAUGAAGUGGUAGGCCACGUAAAAUCAGAGCGGGGUCAGCGCAUGCUGAGGCGCACAGUGCGCAGAAGUCGCCAACUUUCUGCAGAGUCAAUAGCUACAGACCUCCAAACUUCGUGUGGCCUUCAGAUUAGCUCAAGAACAGUGCGUAGAGAGCUUCAUGGAAUGGGUUUCCAUGGCCGAGCAGCUGCAUCCAAGCCUUACAUCACCAAGUGCAAUGCAAAGCGUUGGAUGCAGUGGUGUAAAGCACGCCGCCACUGGACUCUAGAGCAGUGGAGACGUGUUCUCUGGAGUGAUGAAUCACGCUUCUCUGUCUGGCAAUCCGAUGGACCAGUCUGGGUUUGAUGGUUGCCAGGAGAACGGUACUUGCCUGACUGCAUUGUGCCAAGUGUAAAGUUUGGUGGAGGGGGGAUUAUGGUGUGGGGUUGUUUUUCAGGGGUUGGUCUUGGCCCCUUAGUUCCAGUGAAAGGAACUCUUAAUGCUUCAGCAUACCAAGACAUUUUGGACAAUUGCAUGCUCCCAACUUUGUGGGAACAGUUUGGGGAUGGCCCCUUCCUGUUCCAACGUGACUGCGCACCAGUGCACAAAGCAAGGUCCAUAAAGACAUGGAUGAGCGAGUUUGGUGUGGAGGAACUUGACUGGCCUGCACAGAGUCCUGACCUCAACCCGAUAGAACAUCUUUGGGAUGAAUUAGAGCAGAGACUGCGAGCCAGGCCUUCUCGCCAACAUCACUGCCUGACCUCACAAAUGCGCUUCUAGAAGAAUGGUCAAAAAUUCCCAUAGACCUUGUGGAAAGCCUUCACAGAAGAGUUGAGGCUGUUAUAGCUGCAAAGGGUGGGCCAACUCAAUAUUAAACCCUACGGAUUAAGAAUGGGAUGUCAUUAAAGUUCAUGUGCGCGUAAAGGCAGGCGUCCCAAAACUUUUGGCAAUAUAGUGUAUAUGCCAUUAAUUGUAAUAAUCCAGUGAGAUUUUUGAAUACACAAGUGGUCUGACAACAGCCGAUGCUCCACGCUGAGAUCUGAUUUCACCAUCAUUGAAUCUGUCUGUGAUUACAUGAAGAAACAUGAAACUGAGACAAACUAAAUCCAGAACUGUGGCCAAGUCUCCAAGAUGCUUAGGUUUUCACAAAUGGCUUCUCCAUUUUGGCUUUAUUUUUGUUAAUUAAAUAUUUUUGUUAAAUAAAUAAUAUGUGUAAUAUGUCAUGUGGUGAUGCUUAUCUGAGGUUGUAUUUACCUCAUUCUAAGGCCUAGGACUACAUCAUUUUUAUGUCCUGAUAUGUAAAACCAUAAAAUUCAAAGAGGGUGUAGCCUACAUUCUUUUUCACAUGACUGUGUAUAUAUAAGUUGAUUAUAAUACAUUGUGCUAUGUGCCAAAAAACAUGCCUUGACACAUACAAAUGCAAUGAUGAUUCUUCAGUAUGCACACUUGUAGGCUACAUAAGAAAUUGAAGAUUUACAUUUAUGAAUUUGUCAGAUGCUUUUAUCUAAAGAGAUUUACACUGCCUUCGAGGUAUACUUAAAAAAAAAUAAAUAAAUAAAUAAUCUGUUUGUACCCCUUGGAAUCGAACCACUCGUGUUGCUAGCGCCAUGCUUGCUUGUUUAGCUGUGCGAAAAGAAAAAAAACAUACUUCAGUCAGUCUGGGUCAGUCAGCGUUUGACUGUUUGUGCGCUGUGUUUGGCGCGUGCGCUCUCAACGCCGAGCAGCUCUCAAACAGCCAUGUUGAGUCUCUGAGACAGAAAUGACUCAAUAAACCAAUGAAAUAAGGAUAUAUACCUCUAGAACGGGCCGGACAUAAGCGCAUUAGCACUCUGCGAUCAUCGAACAGCCAUCCAGAGGUCCUUCCAUCUUCUGUGGCCUUCAGCACAGCUGUUUGUGUUUUCCCAUCUGAUUUUUAAUUGGAAUUAUAGUAAACACAGUGUCAAACUGUGUGUCAUGUCAGGACCUGUGGCGAGUCGUGCCAGAGUCUACACUGAGGUGAACACGCACCGGCCCAGAGAAUACUGGGAUUAUGAAUCUCAUGUUAUUGAGUGGGGCAAUCAAGAUGAUUUUCAACUUGUCCGCAAGUUAGGCAGAGGAAAGUACAGUGAAGUGUUUGAAGCAAUCAACAUCACAAACAAUGAGAAAGUAGUGGUGAAAAUACUAAAGCCUGUGAAGAAGAAGAAGAUAAAGCGCGAAAUAAAGAUUCUUGAGAACCUUCGAGGAGGUCCAAAUAUCAUCUCCCUCCUAGACAUCGUCAAAGACCCAGUGUCCAGAACACCUGCAUUAGUUUUUGAACAUGUGAACAACACAGAUUUUAAGCAACUGUAUCAGACACUGACAGACUAUGACAUUCGCUUCUACAUGUAUGAGAUUCUGAAGGCAUUGGAUUUCUGUCACAGUAUGGGUAUUAUGCACAGAGAUGUCAAACCACACAACAUCAUGAUUGAUCAUGAGCACAGAAAGUUGCGUCUUAUUGACUGGGGACUGGCUGAAUUCUAUCACCCAGGACAGGAGUACAACAUCAGAGUCGCCUCUCGCUACUUCAAAGGCCCAGAACUACUGAUAGAUUACCAGAUGUAUGACUACAGUCUUGAUAUGUGGAGUCUUGGCUGUAUGCUGGCCAGUAUGAUCUUUAGAAAGGAGCCAUUUUUCCAUGGACAUGAUAACUAUGACCAGUUGGUGAGAAUUGCCAAAGUUCUUGGAACAGAAGAUCUUUAUGAUUGCAUUGAUAAAUACAACAUCGAGCUGGAGCCUCGAUUUAAUGACAUUCUGGGAAGACAUUCCCGUAAGCGAUGGGAGAGGUUCGUUCACAGUGAAAACCAACACUUGGUCAGUCCUGAAGCUCUUGACUUUCUGGACAAGUUGUUGCGUUACGACCAUCAGACCAGACUGACUGCGAGAGAGGCCAUGGAGCACCCCUACUUCUUCCCUGUUGUGAAAGACCAGUGUCGCAUGGCAGGAUCAGCUAAUGUGCCGACAGUGAACACCGCAGUGAGCACUGCCACUAUGAUAACAGAUGAGACAUUAAACCGAGGUCCUGACUUUCAUCCAAGUGGAUGCUGCCCACUUGUGGUGGUUGAGGAGAGACUCCUGAUAUGACCGUAAAGUGCUUUGGGUGUACAGUAGUACACAGGAAAGCACUAUAUAAAUGGCUCAUUCAUUCAUCCAUAAUAUUAUAAUGAUUUAAAUCUGAAAAAAUCCUUUAAGCACAAUUCAAAGAAUCAACAUAACAAAAGAAUUAUUAUUUUAUAACAAUCAAAAAUUAUAAGCAGAACUUGCCUGGUGUCACAUUGCGCCAGGUGUAUGAUAGGGCCUUACUCACCUAUAGACUGAACAUGUAAUCCGCAUGCGCAUAAAUAAUAAAACAAUCACAAAUUCACGUUUUUGUAGUUUACACGAAGACGAUAACGGUAUCUUUUCAAAAACUUGCACUUUAAAACCCGUUUUCAAAAGUUAGCGUAUUCAGGCCCCCAAAACGCUGUUGUUUUGUAAAUGAACGCCCAAAACAUUUGAAAGAAAAAAUCCUUCUGCUCAGUGAGGAUGCAUUAAAUUGGUCAAAAGUGACAAUAAAGCUUUUUACAUUGGUACAUAAAUGCUUCUUUUUAACUUUCUAUUAAUCAAAGAAUCCUGAAAAAAAAAAAAAAAAAAAAAUGCAUCGCCGUUUCCACAAAAAUAUUAAGCCACAAAAACGGUUUUCAACAUUGAUAAUAAUCAGAACAUUUUAAAAUAUAUUAAAAUAUAAAAGUUACUUUAAAUUGUAAAAAAUAUUUCACAGUAUUACUGUUUUUACUAUAUUUUUGAUCAAAUAAAUGCAGCUUUGUUGAGAAUAAAAAGCUUCUUUCAAAAACAAAAGUAUCACCAACCCCAAACUAUUGAAUGCUCAUAUAUCUUGUCUGAUUGCUGGUGUAUUAGACAAGAAAAGUUUCAAAUAACUUUUGAUCGCCCUGUUCACAGCAUGACAUGACUAAAAUUUGAAGAAAUCUACAUAAAAAGUACUGCUGGUGUCACUUGAGGGUUUGAGAUUGCUCUUUUUCCCCUGUUUGAUCAGGAAUCGCUGCACUUCCAGCCUCCACAGCUCUAGGGCCCCUGACCGGCUCUCCCAUUCUCAUGGCUCCCAGCAGCCUAAACCCUCCAGUGCCUGCAGCCACGGGAGCCGCUCAGUGAUGCCACUGUACCUGUCCGU